AUUCGCGACGUUAGUAUGACAACAGCAGCUCGCGGCUCGUCUGUGCCGCCGUCGUCGUCCGAAAACCGCAUAGUACAAGGGGAAACGGGUCCAAAACGAUACGAGUACGAAAACAAUCGGACGUAAUAACAUACAUCACGAAAGUCUACAUUUGUCGUUUUGUCGCCCUCCCUUCGGUAAUCGCGGUAAACCGUCGGGAUCGUAAUCGAAUUGGUUUUUUUUGUUACCGUUUCGCUAUUAUCGUCGCGGCGUAAGCGUGCGCGAUUUUCCACGACGGUUGAUAUCGUUACCUACACAAUACAUCGUAUUUUUAUCGUCGUUAUUAUCGAUUUUUAUAUUUUUUUUUUUUUGUUUUUUUCGUGCCAAUAUAGAAUCCGCGAUACGGCAGCUGCGGUAUAAUAUCGCCCGACAGUGUAGGCACCGUCGAGUGGUUUCAUAGCGUUACUCCGCCAAACUAAACGAGCAGUUGCACAAUAAGGCGGUGUAGUCCCUUUCACGUUUUUCUAUAAUACAAAAACAAAAUCGCGGGUUUUUUUUUUCGUCGAAUAAAAAUAGGUACCUAUAAAUUAAGUAUAAUAUCGUCAUACUACGUUUUUCGAUCGAUCCGAUCGGUGCGUUUCGCGCUCGAUAUUCACUCGAAAAACAUCGAAAUAUCGUUAAACAAAUUAUAAAAAAAUGUUCCAUUAUAUUAUGUUUAUUCGCACGUAUAAACAAUAUAAUUAUUAUGCUUACGGUUUAUGUUUUUUUUUUUUUUAGAACAAACGCCAUACGGUAAUACGCGGGAUGAUUUAAACAAGAAUAUCGCAACAGAGCGAUCUUUAACCGAUCGAUCGGCCGUGGUUAUUAUUAUCACCUAUACGUUAUUUCGACAACUCGCGGCGCAUGAUGUAAAUACGUUUUUAUAAACGCCCGGGAAAAAUGUCAGGUUAGUGUUGAUAAUCGUAUAAUAUUAUUGUCUUAAUAUUUUAUAUUAGGUAUUAUGUGUUAGGUACUGUAUUCCUUGUACCUAUAUUAGAGCGGACCAAAAAAAAAGCAAAACAAAACUAUUCGUUGUUUUUUUCGCGGGCUUAUACCUUUAGGUUGUUAUAUUCGUACGGACUAUACGUAACAAUAUACCAUCGAAUUUCACGAAACGAAAAGAAAUGUCCGCGAGCAAUACGAUGACUGACGACCUAACGGAAUUUUUAUAUGUAAUUUUUUUUUUUUCUACACGAUUUAAUUAUCGCUGCAUUAAAAAUUAAAAAAUCAUCGGUGUAUAAUUAGGAACAAAUAAGGUCAUAUAAUUGAUAAGAAGAAAAUUAAUGUCAACAAAAUUAUAAGCCGCGAAACGUACAAAUUUACCAAAUAAUAUCGAUAACAUCAUCGACUCAUCAACCUGUAAUUAUUAUUCUUGAAAAAGCGUUGCUUUUUUUAUUAUUAUUCUAUAUACAUGAUAUUUUUCGUUCAGCGAUAUUUCAAACCGUAAAAAAAAAAAACAUUACAAUAUACAAAUUACGUUAUUCUUCUGAAAUCGAUGCUCGCCAACCGAAUUUUUUUUUUUCUUUUUUUUUUCGUAACAUUAGAUUCGAUGGUAGGUAUUGUUUCAACUGUACAAAUAAAAUAAUGAAGAUAGGCCAGCGAAAAAAAAAAGAAAUGUUUUAUGUUUUAAUAUGUUUUCCUACUACUAGACAUUUUUAACGACAAAAAAUUAAAUUAGAUGAAAAAUGAGCUUACAAAUUCGGGUAUUAAAGUUGUUUUAUAGGCGAAUUGAAGUGACAAGAAUAAGGUUGAAUUUCAAUAUGAAUUUCAGCGUAUUGUUGUGAGAGGGAUAAUUUAACUUUUAACACCCAAAAUGAAGCUAGGUGAUGAAAUUGCGAACAGUAUAUAAUAUAGUAGUAGCUACGUUACUAUCCUAUCUAAUAUCUAAAUAGCUUUUUUAUAUAAUUCUGGUGUACGAACGCAUUACAAAAUUUCACGAAGAGUGAUCAUGAAAAUAAUAUAAUUGCACGCACUUGACCUACAUCGAUUAAAUAUGUAAAAACCUAAAUUACCUAUACAUACGGAUUAUAGGUAACAAAAUAUGUAAAAAAAAUCCUAAAUUCGUAAUUUGUUUUUCUGUUUUAUCUCAUACAGAGUACAUAGGAUUCGGUAGUUUACCAGAUAUAGUUCAUCGGAAAACCGUGAAAAAAGGAUUCGAGUUCACUUUGAUGGUGGUCGGAGAGUCCGGACUCGGGAAAUCCACGCUGAUCAAUACGUUAUUUCUAAGCGACUUGUACAAAGACCGAAAAGAAUCCAGUUAUGGUAUAAUAUAUGAAUCGCUAAAACACAAGUUCGAAUUUUAAAAUCGUUCAAAAAUAAAAGACAAAAACAAUCAUUAUCAAUGAAAAUUUAAAAAUAUAUAAUAUUGUCAUGUUAAUUACUAAUAUUACAGUGUCAAAUGUCGUCUAGACGUUUCUACAAAAAUUUUAAAAAACUUUGAGUGUUAAAGGGAUUUUUUUGUCUUUCUAGUACAAUAUUUUAAAACUUGAACAUGUAACCUUUCGUAUACCCUUAAUAAUAAUAUCAUAAAUUAACCAGCUCGCUAUAACAAUUAGGUACCCUAUGUAUUUGCGUACUAUGUUUAAUCAUUUUAAUUGUAGAACCUCCUCAGACCGCCAAGGUGGAAAAAAAAACAUUGUGCAUCGAAGAACAAGGCGUCAAGUUGAGAUUAACAGUCGUAGACACUCCCGGUAGGUAUCAAGUUUUUAUAAACCUGUCGGCAGAGCUGUACAAGAGGAUUCCAGAGCCUCAGGCUGCACACAAAUGUCUAUUCUUAUAGCCUAGUUAAGCUAUGCAAAUAAAAUAUAUUUGAUAAAGAUAGGCUAUUAUACAGUCUAAUAAUUUAAUUCAUUCCCAUUCGAAUUUCGCAUUUCUAUAUGAUGUGCAAAUUGUAGUUUAUUUACGUUUAUUUUUAAAACGCGCUUUUGCAGGCCUGAACUAAUCUUACUCUACAUAGUUACUGCACUGCCUGCCGGCUUCGUUUUAUUUUCAUUUUGUAAACACCCGCAAACUUAUAUUAUAGUAUUAUUAUUUUUACCAUUAUAUUAAACACAGGUUUUGGUUCGUCUAUGAGAAGUGAAGAUUGUAUACGGUCGUGCUGCGAAUACGUGGACGAACAAUUCCGCGCGUAUUUCGCCGAGGAAAGUGGCGUUAUCAGGAAAAACAUAGUCGAUAACCGUGUACACUGCUGUCUAUACUUCAUACCAGGACACUGCCACAGGUAUAUUUUUGUGGUAAAUUCGGUUCAAUAAUAGAUUCUGUAAUAUAAUUAAGUAGGUAUUUAUGCAUAAAUAAAUGUCACAUAUACGCGUUUAUAGCUUGAGACCUGUGGACGUGGAAUUCAUGUUGAGUAUUCAUGAGAAAGUGAAUGUUAUACCGAUCAUAAGCAAAGCGGACAUGUUGACCGAAAAGGAAAAAGCACGGGUCAAACAACGGAUAAAAGAUUCCAUCAAGGAACACGAAAUAAAGGUGGGCAAAAUAAAGUAUAUAUAAAACUAACUGAUUCGGAAAUGCUAUACUAUUCCUAAAUAAUAUUUUAAAUACCUAAUAGUAAUAAUAAUAAUAGUUUUCUUGCCAGUAAUGGCCGUAACAACUAAAUUGUCAUCCAUGUCACCCAGGUAAUCUGUGAAUAAACAAAAAUAAGUAAAUUAAAAGUUAGAUAUUUAUGUACCAAAAACAAUUAAAAACCCAUAUUUUACCCCCUCAAGAGUUGAAUUUUCAAAAAUCCUUUCUUAACGGAUGUUUACGUCAUAAUAGCUAUCUGUAUGCCGAAUUUAAGCCUGUUCUGUCCAGUAGUUUGGACUAGGCGAUGAUGAAUCAGUCAGUCAGUCAAGACAUGUGAUUUUAUAUAUGAUUAAUUGAAUUGGAAAAAAAAAUGUUUAAAUCAAGUUUACCAUAUAUCGACUUAAAAUCAAAAUCUUAAUACCCAUCACGAUUAGUAUGUAGGCAUAGCAUCCAUGUAAUAGAUUUGUAUGUUCGCUUAUUAAAAAAGGUAUCUAUAGGUAACUAUUGUCUAUAAUUACUCGAUAAUAUUAUUUAAUGUUCAAGGUUUAUCAACUGCCCGAUUGCGACAGUGACGAGGACGAAGAUUUCAAACAACAGGACAAAGAGUUAAAAUCGUGUCUGCCCUUUGCCGUGGUCGGAAGUAACACGAUUUUGGAAGUCAACGGAAAGAAAAUGCGAGGGAGGCAAUACGACUGGGGAUUAGUAGAGGGUAUACUAUAUUAUUACACCUAUUCAAUAUAAUUUAAAUAACAAACAAACUACAUAUUAUUGUGUAUACAUUUCAUUUUUAGAAUAUAUUAAAUACAUAUUGUACCUAUAGGUAGAUAAAUAGGACUGCAAUAUACAGGGUAUCCUACAGCCUACAAUGUUAACCUUAUGCUAAUAACGCUGUUCAUAAUCAUUUGUUUUUUUCAAUCGGGUUUUGAACAAGGGGCAUACAUGCAGAGAAAAAUCAAUUUUCAUCCCUUAAUUACUGAAAAAAUAUACUUUUUACUUUUUCACUUUUUAAAAUUUUCAAAGUGCCAUUUUUUAAAAUAUAUUACUCUAAAAAUUAUAAUGUGUUAUACAUUCAUAUCCGAUUAAUAGUUUCUUAGUUAUAAUGGCUUGAAUGUAUAGAAAAUAGGCGUAGAAACAAUUUUAAUUCAAUAAAAAAUAAGGAAUUACCGUGCUGAUAGUGAUUUCUUAUGGUGUAUCUAUAUAAAAUUAAUUGUUUUCGUGGCUAUUACUGAGAAACUUGAUCGAAUAUCAAUGUAUGUUACAUUACAGUUUUUAAAAUAUAUUCUAAUGGCUAUUUUAAAACUUGGAAAAAUAAAAAUGUGUCUACCUCGCACAAAAUUCGACUGAAAAAAACAUGAAUAACGACAGAAUUAUUCGUAUAAGGAUAACACUGUAGGACAUCCUGUAUGGCAAAAGUAAAUAUUUAACGACAAGUGUUUUUCAUCAUAUUUUUAGUGGACAACCCAGCCCACAGCGAUUUCACUAAACUUCGAAAUAUGCUGAUAUCCACGCACAUGCACGAUCUGAAAGAAGUCACCGAGGAUGUUCACUACGAAAAUUUCCGCACACAAUUGAUUUCAAAAAUAUCACAACAAGCGUUUAAAGAUAGAGGGUAAAUAAAAAUAAAUUAGAUUCAAAAAAGUGACCUAUUUAUUUAUACUUAUUAUUAAGAUGUUUUUUUUUUUUGAAAUAUGACUGAUUUUUCAUGAUUUUGUAUAGUAAACUGAAAAGAGACUCCAUACCGAAACUGCCGCCGGCACUGGACGAAACGGAUAUUUUAUUGAUUCAAAAAGAAGAAGAAGUAAGUUUGAUUUUUUUUUUUUUUAAAUAAUAUUAAUAUUAAUGUUUUUAUAAGACGAAAUAUAAUAAUAUGUUAAUAAUAAUGUUCAGAAUGUUUCAUUUUUGGUGAAAUUUUAGAUAUAAAGCCCAAAAAUUCUAAAAUUAUUUUAAAUGGUACAUUCUUUGGUUUAUUCAGCUACUUUUGAGCAUCUGCCAAAAAUAAUAUUAUUUUUAUAAACUUUACCAAAUUUAAUCAAGUCCGGUUUAAAUUCUAAUCACAGUAAAGUUAAGCUGUAUUUUUAAUACUAUUAUUGCGAGUAGGGGUAGUCUAUCAUAAAAAAGAAUAAAGUUAAGAAAGUAGGAUAUAGAAGGGAAUUUAAUAUAUUUUUGUACACAAUGACUAACCAUUGCUAACGAAAAACGAUUCUAAGUAGAGUUCGGUUACACAUGCUUUCAAUGUCAUAAUAUUUACGAUUUUCGUCAAAAUUUGAUGUUACAAUUCUUAUAGAAAAAAAAACACUACAUUAAACUCAAUUUUUUUUUUAACUACUAAGGACAAUCAUGAACCUCCUGUUAAAUUUGCAAGCAUUUCUGUUUGGUCUAACAAUUGUAUCCAUAGAGUACCUAAUACCUAUACUGAAUAAAUAUUACGUGAAAAAUUCGCUAAAUUAAAAUGUCAUAGCUCAAAAAUGGCUUAAAUGUUUUGAACAUUUUACCACGUUUAGAAAAGACAAAUAUAAGUUUUCUGUUAAAAUGUGUGUCUAUUUUGACUGAAUUACAACAAAAACGUGCAUAAUACGGACGUACUGAUAAGCAUGAUAAGAUAAAAUACAGAACAAUAUAAUAUUAUAUCAAUAACAAACACUGUCGAGUUCAAUCGUCAUUGAUGACUAUAUUUUGAUGUUUGAUGACUCAUCAAAUAUCGAAAACAAGCCCGUGUGAAGGAUUAUUCAUGGGGGGGAGAAAGUAAAAAAAAUGUAUUAAAAAAAUUAUCAAAUUUUUAGUAAAUAAUAUUAUAUUUACAUGCAUUUUUCAUAUAUAUUAAAAGGUAUUGAUAACACUAUUAUAGUGGUGUUUCUUUAUGAUGUAUUAUACAAUACAUUAUUGAGUAUAUACAAAAAUUAUUAUGAUAUCAAUUAUUGUUCUUAUAAAAUAUAAUUGACCAUAAGUCAAGUACACAAAUUUUAACUUUUUAAUCACUUUUAUAAUAAUGUUCUUCAAUAAUCCUUUGAAGUAAACUCACUUUUAAUUUUUUUCAAAACUAAUAACUCUAAAAAUGCAAAAGAAAGAAGACAAUUAAGGGUUUAGAUCCCUAAACCCCUCCUUUUUCUUACGCACGGGCCUGCCAAAACAUCAUCAAUCAUGAUUAACUUCAACCAUGUAGUAGAUAAACGAUACUGGGUUGUCGAUUUGCCUUCCCCCUCAAGGAUGACUAAAUACGUCUCUAUUGACGUGGUAUAGAAAAGUAUUUGAAAGUCUGAUAACUGAAAUCUGGAAAGAGAUUGUUCGAGAUAGAGGCAAUUUUUGAAUUGGAGAAAUGGCGGCAAUAACUCUUAGACAGUAAUCUUGUCAUCAAAAUAAGGAAAAUUUGACUCUAUUAAAGUAACUCUGUUGUUCCGAAAUGUACUUUUUUUUUCUACAAUUUAAGAUACUAUAAAUUCAAAAUAUUCCAGGAUUAUUUCCAGUCUAAUAAUAAAUUAUUAUUAUAUAUAUUAUUGUGUAUAUUAACUAGGAAUUUGUAUUUCAAUUCAGAUUCGCCGUAUGCAAGACGUUCUCGUCCAGAUGCAAGAGAAACUCAAGACCAACAACGAAAAGAGUAAUCACAAUUUAUACUUGGCGGCUCAAAAGUCACUGGAAAAUGAAAGCAAAAAAAUGGAUAACGUAAUUAACGUAUAACCGAUUUGUAUUAUUA
This is a messenger RNA of Cinara cedri, 7210 nucleotides long. The record is from the annotation of a GenBank genome assembly. NCBI's taxonomy places the organism in Eukaryota, Metazoa, Arthropoda, Insecta, Hemiptera, Aphididae.